CGUGGGGAAGCGCGUGAGCGCAGCAUCCCCAGGACAGAAGGGGGGGGGGGACGUCAGUGAGUUGAGUUGCAAGAGCCGGAAACUGUCCGGAGGAGCGCCUGAAACGCACCUUUUGCAAAUGCAGAGCCUGGUGACGUUUGAGGAUGUGGCCGUGUAUUUCACGAAGGAGCAGUGGAAUCUCCUGGACCCCAACCAACGAGCUUUGUACAAGGAAGUCAUGAUAGAGAAUUACGGGAAUGUGGCCUCCUUGGGAUACCCAGCUCCUAAGCCUGGCCUCAUCUGCCGCCUGGAACAAGGAGAAGAGCCCUGUGUGCCCGAUUCUCCGGAUGGAAGGAAGCUCUUUGACACCUGCUCAGAUAACCCUCGGAAAAAGCACUUGUGCACUGUGUGCGGCAAACGCUUCACUCAGAAACCGAACCUCACGCGGCACCUGAGAAUCCACACGGGGGAGAAGCCCUACAAGUGCUUGGAAUGCGGCAAAUGUUUCGGCUGCCACUCGCACCUGAUGAGCCACCAGAUUGUCCACACGGGGGAGAAGCCCUACAAGUGCUUGGUCUGCGACAAAUACUUCGGCCGCAAGGCGCACCUGGCCAGGCACCAGGGCAUCUACGCGGGGGAGACCCCUUACAAGUGCCUGGAGUGCGGGAAGCAUUUUGCCUGCCAGUCCCAGCUCGUCAUCCACCGGCGCUACCACACGGGAGAGAAACCCUACAAAUGCCUGGAGUGCGCCAAGUGCUUCGCUGACCCGUCGGCCCUGGUGAGCCACAAGCGGAUCCACGCCGUGGAGCGAUCCCACAAGUGCCUGGAGUGCGGGAAGAGCUUCGUCCAGCAGUCCCACCUCCUGAAGCACCGGCGAGUCCACACGGGAGAGAAACCCUACAAGUGCCCUGAGUGCGGGAAAUGCUUUGCCGACCGCUCCGUCUUCGCGAAACACCAGAGGGUCCACACGGGGGAGCGCCCCUACAAGUGCGCCGAGUGCGGGAAAACCUUCGCCCGCCAGGAACACCUCGGGAGCCACCGGAGGGUGCACACGGGCGAGAAACCCUACAAGUGCCUGGUGUGCGGCAAGUCGUUCGCCCGCCAGUCGCACGUGGUGAGCCACCAGCGCGUGCACACGGGGGAAAAGCCCUGCAAGUGCGCCGAGUGCGGGAAGUGCUUUUCGGAGCGCUCGACAUUCGUCAGGCACCAGAGGACCCACACGGGGGAGAAACCCUACCGGUGCCUAGACUGCGGGAAAUGUUUCGGCUCCCCGUCCCACCUGACCCGCCACCACCGGCGCCACACGGGCGAGAAGCCACACGGGUGUCCGGACUGCGGGAAAGCCUUUGCUGACCGCUCGGCCUUCGUCAAACACCAGCGCGUCCACACGGGCGAGAAGCCCUACAAGUGCGCUGAGUGCGGGCGGUGCUUUGCCAACCGCACCCACCUCGUGACCCACCAGCGCGUCCACACGGGCGAGAAGCCCUACGCCUGCUUGGAGUGCGGGAAACGGUUUAGUGCCAAUCGGAGCCUCAUUCACCAUCAGAGGCAACAUAUAGGCUAUCCUCUGGCCAAGUGCGUGGAGAACAUUUUGUUGACGAACCAAGCCUUGGGGUGUGAUGCCGGGGAAUCGGUGCAGGAAAACAAACUGUAUGAAUGGCUCGCAUCUGGGAAGUGGCUCAGCCUGCAAGGGUCUCUGGGUCAGAGUGAAGGUGUUCACACAGAAGAAGAUGCCUUGACCCAGGAUGGCAAAGCGUAUGUCGGAAGAAAGCACUGACCUCUGGCAGUCAGUUCUCUUUGAUGACAGACCGAGGUGACAUCACAGUCCAAAAGUGGUCAGAGAAAAUGACACUAAAGCUGAAACAAGCUUUUUCCAACACAUUUUGAAAAUCGACCACAAAAUAUGGGUGCUUUAGACUUUCAUUAGACAGUCUCUCUGAUUGUUUCAUUUUUUUAUAAGGUGUCAAAUAUAAAAUGCCAUAAGCUAGCAACUUUAAAAUAGUCAUAAACUAAAUACCAUUGCAUGUCAGCUAUAAAAUACUGGUAGGUAGGUAAAUACUAUUGCAUGACUAUUAUCAAACACUACAUACCAUUCCAUUCCAUCUUAUCAGAUUAUAGUAAACACUAUUGCAUGUCGGUGAUUAAAUACGGAUGUUUUGAAUGCCAGUUACUUAAAUGUGCUUAAACACUAAAUGCCAUUGCAUGCCAUCUGUCAAAUUUAGUGAAAUCAUAAAAAAAAACUUUGCAUGUUAGCUAGCAAAUAUAGUCAAAUACAAAUGCUAUUGCAUGCCGGCUUUCAAAUACUAAUACUUCUGCAUGUCGUCUUUGAAAUGCUUUCAAGUAACAACUUUCAGAUACUACCGGGCAUUAAAUAUUGACAAUGCAUAUUUAUUACUUGGCAUCAAAUAUCAGAGAGAGCUUAAUUUGCGAGGCAAAUGUGUCUCAGCUCUGAAUGGUACACUUGCAAUCUCCCCCAAAGGUUUGGGUAUGGUAUACAGUGCAAUGUGCAAUUCUGGUCACAUCUCAAAAAGGGUGGAGAGACUGAA
This is a messenger RNA of Podarcis muralis (Common wall lizard), 2525 nucleotides long. NCBI's taxonomy places the organism in Eukaryota, Metazoa, Chordata, Lepidosauria, Squamata, Lacertidae. The record is from RefSeq and is a predicted model, not a curated record.